Molecule: messenger RNA, 1404 nt
Organism: Melospiza georgiana
Lineage: Eukaryota; Metazoa; Chordata; Aves; Passeriformes; Passerellidae
Gene: GJA5
Product: gap junction protein alpha 5
Exons: 1
Coding region: 1-1113 (370 amino acids)
Biological process (GO): cell communication
Cellular component (GO): connexin complex
Source: RefSeq, a predicted model, not a curated record
AUGGGCGAGUGGAGUUUCCUGGGCGACUUCCUCGAGAAGGUGCACAAGCACUCCACGGUGGUGGGGAAGGUCUGGCUGACCGUGCUCUUCAUCUUCCGCAUGCUGGUGCUGGGGACGGCGGCGGAGUCGUCCUGGGGGGACGAGCAGUCCGACUUCAUGUGCGACACGCAGCAGCCCGGCUGCGAGAACGUCUGCUACGACAAGGCCUUCCCCAUCUCCCACGUGCGCUUCUGGGUCCUGCAGAUCAUCUUCGUCUCCACGCCGUCCCUGGUGUACAUGGGCCACGCCAUGCACACGGUGCGCAUGGAGGAGAAGAGGAAGAUGAAGGAGGCAGAAAUUGAGGCCCGAGAGAAUAAAAAUGGUGCUGACGCCUACUACCAGCAGAAGUGCUCCCUGGCAGAGAAGGAGACUAAGCUGUCUGGCUGGGAUGAAGCAGGAGGCCAAAUCAUACUGAGGGGCAGCCUGCUGAACACCUACGUGUACAGCAUUUUGAUCCGCACCGCCAUGGAGGUGGCCUUCAUCGUGGGGCAGUACGUGCUGUACGGGAUCUUCCUGGAGACGCUGUACAUCUGCCAGCGGGCACCGUGCCCCCACCCUGUCAACUGCUACGUGUCCCGCCCCACCGAGAAGAACGUCUUCAUCGUCUUCAUGCUGGCCGUGGCAGUGCUCUCCCUCUUCCUCAGCCUGGCCGAGCUCUACCACCUGGGCUGGAAGAAAGCCAAGGAAAGGUGCUCCAGGUCUUACAAAGCCAGCCCCAGCACGGCCCCAGGCAGGCUGGAGUCUGCCCCGCAGGCGGACAGGCCACAGAUGUACACCCCGCCCCCGGAUUUUAACCAGUGCCUGUCCAGCCCCAACGGCAAGUUCAUCAGCCCCUUCAGCAACAAGAUGGCCUCCCAGCAGAACACCGCCAACUUCGCCACCGAGAGGGUCCACGGCCAGGAGGAUGCUGCUGGGGAAGGGCCCUUCCUCAAGUCCAGCUACGUGGAGAGUCCGGAGGUGGCCAGUGAAUGUGCAGCCCCUGCCUUCCCCGAGAGCUACUUCAGCGAGAAACGCCGGCUCAGCAAGGCCAGCCGUGCCAGCAGCAAGGCGAGGUCGGAUGAUUUGUCUGUGUGACCUGUCUCCAGCAGGGAUAGGAGAAGGAGCUGUCCCAGCACUCAGUAAAACUUCUGCAAAGUGGGCUCCAAACUCUUACCCCUAAGCUCCCUGUUUUAAUAUCCUCUCUCUAUCCUGUCCAGACAGCACCUCUCACAGCUCAAGGCAGGGGCAACCACAGGCACUGAAGAGAGACACCAGCCUUGUGCUAUGAAGCCCUCAGCUGUAUUUUCACCAUGGAACCCACAGGGAUUAGAGACUCCCACCCUUAGCCUGGUAGAGCAGGGGCCAGCAGACUGCUGCCCAGUGGGU